This is a messenger RNA of Bufo bufo (common toad), 2256 nucleotides long. It is a transcript of the gene FBXO24, whose product is annotated as F-box protein 24. Gene Ontology annotation, molecular function: protein binding. Bases 1 to 2058 code for a protein of 685 amino acids. The transcript has 11 exons. Lineage: Eukaryota; Metazoa; Chordata; Amphibia; Anura; Bufonidae. The record is from RefSeq and is a predicted model, not a curated record.
AUGGGGUGGAAGGGUCCUAACGUACAGUUGUCACCCCCUGCUGAUGGGCUGGAGGGUCCUAACGUACAGUCGUCACCCCCUGCUGACGGGCUGGAGGUUCCUAACGUACAGUCGUCACCCCCUGCUGACGGGCUGGAGGUUCCUAACGUACAGUCGUCACCCCCUGCUGACGGGCUGGAGGGUCCUAACGUACAGUCGUCACCCCCUGCUGACGGGCUGGAGGUUCCUAACGACGAUGAAUCUGAUUCAAGAUGGACGACCGAAGAGCUGAGCCAGGAGCCGGGACCCAGUGACCGCCACUUGCGGGUGAAGAAGCAGUGCCUGGGGUCAGGGACACGGCUCGUCACCUUCCAGGACCUCCCGGCAGAGCUGGUGAGCCCCACACAAUACAGAGGGACUGCUGUGCAGCCUCCGUGUCUGUUCAGCGCAAUCGUCUCCUCAUCCAGGAGGGGGCAGCACUGGAACGUCCCGCAGGGACGGCGGUGUGCUUUGCCUCCUCCCCAGGUGGAGCACAUCGUCUCCCACCUCUCAGUCCGGGAUGUGGUGGUCUUGGGGCAGACGUGUCGCUCGCUGCGCAGCGUGUGUAACGACUGGAGGUCCUGGAGACGCCUGUGUCUGCGGAUGAGACCGGAGGCGGCCGGAGACUGGAGGAGACAGACCAUCUUAAACUACACGAAGGGGAUGCGCCUCCACCACUUCUCCAGCCGCCGUGGUGUGUGUGGUGACGCCGUGGCCCCCGCCGGCCCCAAUGGUUUCCAGCGCUUCUUGGUCAUGGCGGACAAGCUGUGCGUUCUGGACUAUGGGGGGGCGCUCUUCCACCUCGGCGGCAGCAUCCGGGAUCCCAGCCUCAUCUUUAUCAACGGAGAAUGGAGGACGUACCUGCACUGCGCGCCGCUGUGCCGCAGCGUCAAAGAUUUCACUAGUGACCCGAGGAGCGACACAUCGUACCGGAAGUACCUCUACGUCCUCGCCUCGCGACGCGUCGGCGAUCAAGACCAAAGACAGUGCGACUGCGUGGAGAUCUACCAGCAGUCCAGCGGACAGAGGGUCUUCAAGAUGACCUUCCACCUGUCCAUGAAGGUGAAGAGGAUCACCCUACUGGGCAUGGAGGUGGACAGAGAGCUGCUGCUGCUGACAGAGGCCGGGAGGGUUUACAGCGUCGCCAUCGAUGAACUGUCCCUGGACCGGCCAAGAUCUUACACCACCCAGCUGGCACUGAGGAUGAUGUCCACCAGCCGGCCCGACGCCUCCGUGACGCAAAUGUGGAGCGGUCAGAGCAGCGUCCUCUAUGUCACAGACGAUGGCGCCGUGUACUUGGAGGCUCAUGCUCCUGCCGUCUACAGGGACUUGUAUGGGACCAUUCUAGGCUUUGACUCUCGGGACACACAAAGGCCCCUGGCGAUCCCUCUGCCCAGCAAGGUGGUGUGCUGCUCACUUGGGUACAAACACCUGGCACUGGUGGAUGAAUUCGGGAGGAUUUUUAUGAAAGGUAGCAAUCGCUUUGGACAACUGGGCACCGGGGACAAGAUUGACAGAGCAGACCCCUGCCAGAUUCAGUAUUUAAGGAACCCGAUUGAUGUAUUUUGUGGUCUCAAUCACACAUUAGUCCUAAUACCCUCCAUGGAUUCUGUGAAGGAAAUACACGGCUGCGGGUGUGGAGCUGGGGGACGCCUCCCUGGAUGGCCUAAAGGAAGCCCCUCAUUUGUCAAGCUGCUUUUGAAGGUCCCGCUGUGUGCCCGCCGCAUCUCCUCCACCAGGGACUGCCUUUUUAUCAUGUCCAGUUACGACCCUGAGGAGGACAUCGGAUACAGCAGUGGUUGUCCAGGCGGCGCGGAGGAGGACCCGGCGGCUGCGCAGGCCUGUGAGGAGUGUCUGAAGCAGCUGCAGCGCUGCCCCAGUGUCCAGGAGAGGGUGGCCAAGACCAGGGACUUCAUCAGCCACUUACCCCUGCCGGGGUAUCAGAAGCGCUGCUUGUGGGAGGCGCUGGGCAUGAUACAGCGGGCGGCUGAGAGCAGGCAGGACGGACGGCCACCAACCGCCAUACUGCCCGCGCGGUAGAAGAAAAAUAAAAGUCUCAGAAAAACGUAAAAACUCUGAGAGAUAAAAAUACACCCGAAAUACCGAACCUAAAUACUCCCAUAUACUGCAUCACAUACUGACCCUGCCUUUAACCUACCCGAAAUACUGUCCCCCAGCCUAAAUACCCCCAUAUACUGCCUCAGACACUGACCCUGCCUCCAACCUACCCGAAAUACU